This is a messenger RNA of Rhipicephalus microplus (southern cattle tick), 1733 nucleotides long. Its product is annotated as blastula protease 10. Lineage: Eukaryota; Metazoa; Arthropoda; Arachnida; Ixodida; Ixodidae. Gene Ontology annotation, biological process: proteolysis. The record is from RefSeq and is a predicted model, not a curated record. Gene Ontology annotation, molecular function: metalloendopeptidase activity; zinc ion binding.
UUCGCAGCGGUGAAUAACCGUGUCAAGGAGAUCAUAAUGGAGGCCAUCGCCCACUGGGAGGAGAGAACUUGCCUUAUCUUCGAGAAGAGGUCCCGGGCCAACCUCUGGUACAUCAAAUUCCGUACCGACAACGAUGGGUGCUGGUCGUUGGUCGGCAUGGAGCCGCUCGGGCCGCAGGACCUCAACAUUGGGCCCGGAUGCGAGCACGUGAGCAUUUUUCUAAUAACUACUUGGAUGAGACGAACCUUCUACGUAUCGCGUGAAGUGUCCGGCUUUCAGAGCAUCGGCUCCUGGCUUUCGGACAAUCACGGCAUGCGCCACGUGACCGGCUUCGUCGUGCGGAAGUCCGACGACGGCGCAGUCGUGCACUUCCGGGCACUUCUGCAGCACACUCUCCACCAGCACUGGCGAGACCUUCACCCCGCGGCAGCAAAAGAAGUCGCCCAUUCGUUGCACCAGAUAGAGCCAACCGUCCUCGUCGUAGUAGCACUGGUCGCCUACGCGAGGAUUAGAUGUCGCAGUAUGUACUCGCCAAAGUUUCUCUUCAAGUCGAAGCUCUGCUCCUUCGGAUCCACGAUGCUCACGAGCGGCGAGGAUGCCAUGCUUCUUCAAAAAGUCCACGCGACGUCGGUGGUGAUCCACGAGAUCGGCCACGCCAUCGGCUUCUACCACGAACAGUCGCGCAUGGACCGGGACGGCAGCAUCCUCAUCCUGUGGGAGAAUGUACCGCGCGACCGAGCCUCCCAGUUCGCCCAGACCUUGGAGAACAGCCGCAAUGUGCCGUACGACGUCACCUCGGUCAUGCAGUACUCGCAAGGGGCUUUCAGCCCACAGCCGUUCGAGAAGAACACGAUCGUGACGCUGGACCCCCACCUGCAGCUCAGGCUCGGCGGAGACGGCGCGCUAACCUUCCGGGACCGCAAGCUGGCCAACCUGUUGUACAAUUGUCCCGAUCUCUGCCCCAACCGACGCAGCAAACGGUGCGAGAACGGCGGCUUCCUCUUCCAGCCCAGCGACGCGAACGACGACGAACCCUGCAGCUGCGUCUGCCCGCCCAACACGGCUGGAGAACGGUGCGAGGAGCUGCAAGGAACGUACUACGGCGAUCCCGUAUGCGGAGGCAACGUGACCAAGGCCGGCGAAGUCAUCGAGACACCAGGUUUUCCAAACAGGGACGUCGACUACAACGGUUGCACCUGGUGGAUACAGGCGCCCGCAGGUCAAGUGCCGCGCCUGACAUUCGAGGAGUUCAGCAUCGAGCCGCGACUGCAGCUGCCGGAAGAACACCCGGGCAGCCGCUACAACGGACAGUGUGCCCGAGAGCGCCUGGAGGUUCGCACGAGGGACCGUUACCACGGAAAGAUGUACUGCGGCAACGAGAUCAAGCCCAACGAGACGAUGACGGCGCAGACACCUGACAUGGUGCUCAUCCUGGGAGCCAAGAGGACGAACACGGGAAAGGGAUUCAGAGCGCGCGUCGACUUCGUCGACAAGGUCUCCGGUCUGGGUGAGAUCGCGAACGCAAUCGCCAACGUCAUCGGAACGGCGCAGAACAUCAUCGAAGCACAGAUUAGCGGAAGAUAACAGCGGAACGUGACGAUUCGCGCAUUCGGUCGGCUUGGCAAUGUCUCGUUUAGAUAUACCACUCAAUUUACACGAUUGCACUUGAGACUUGAUGGAGCAAAUUUCAUUUUGCCGCAAUAAAGGAAGAUAAUUAUUUCUAGAGAAAGAAA